AUGGUCUCACGUUGGCGUGAACAGGAAGAGGAUUUUAGAGUUGCAAGAAGUUUUAAUCAGCGAGUUGGUUCUGGUAAUAAACUAUUUUAUUCUCUAGCAGAAGAAGUAUUAAAACAUUGGAUUGAUAAAUUGUGCUAUGAAGGAAUUGCA
Molecule: messenger RNA, 150 nt
Organism: Racocetra persica
Lineage: Eukaryota; Fungi; Glomeromycota; Glomeromycetes; Diversisporales; Gigasporaceae
Source: the annotation of a GenBank genome assembly